GAGGAAGGGUACUCUACAGUCCCGCUCUCACUUGGCAAAUCUGUUUUUCUCUCCGUUCAUGAUGAAGCUUUUUGGAGCUCUGAUCCUGUUUAUUACUCUGUCUGCAGCCUGUGGAUUAAGAUGCUACACAUGCACCGCCACCGACCCUAAAUCCUGCAUUGACACCAAAUCUUGUCCAGUCAUCUUCAACCGGUGUUUCUCUCUCAGAAUAGACGGUUAUACCAUGGUAACCAAGGGUUGCCAAAACAGCAUAGCAUGUGGCGGUGCCAUGGCUUGCUGUGAAGGGAACUUGUGUAACAGUGCCCUGCCCACUGCUCCCUGCAUCAUCCUCCUGCUGGUCUCCUUGGCCUCCAUCUUUUUCUGAGGUUCUGGGACUUCGUUAUUUCUACGCUUUUCCUGAUCCAACUGAAGAAGAAUAAGCAAUUAUUAUAUUUACAUGCUCUUCCAAACCUCUAUUUCUAACACAAUAAGAUUGUCUUUGAAUGUUUAAAUCAAACUAAUGAUGUUGUCCCUCUGCCGGAUAUUAAAUUGGCCAUAUACUGUUUGAAGACGGUUGGUUUCAAAACUGUUGUAAUGAUAUGUUCAGAAGAUGGUUUCUUGGUGUGUUUUUUUGUUGAUAAUCAAAUCCAAUAGUUAGUUACCAUGAAGUCUCCUUAUAUAUAUUGCGUGAGACAAAUAGAUCACAUUUCAUAAAGAACAGAGAAAAAAGUCUCUACCUGAUCGGUCUCAACGCUGUGUGUGUCCGUCAGGAAACACGCUGUGUACAAACAGUUCCAGCAAACAUCCACUGAUAAAUUGCGAUGUUAACAACCUCAUGAUAACCUGAUCUUUUUUUAAUUUAGGAUCAUACCUGUGUUUAGUCUAGAAAAAGGUAAA
Molecule: messenger RNA, 876 nt
Organism: Trematomus bernacchii (emerald rockcod)
Lineage: Eukaryota; Metazoa; Chordata; Actinopteri; Perciformes; Nototheniidae
Product: prostate stem cell antigen-like
Exons: 3
Coding region: 59-364 (101 amino acids)
Source: RefSeq, a predicted model, not a curated record